This is a messenger RNA of Verticillium alfalfae VaMs.102, 471 nucleotides long. Its product is annotated as 40S ribosomal protein S13. Lineage: Eukaryota; Fungi; Ascomycota; Sordariomycetes; Glomerellales; Plectosphaerellaceae. The transcript is spliced from 4 exons. The record is from RefSeq and is a predicted model, not a curated record. The coding region runs from base 1 to 471 and encodes 156 amino acids. Gene Ontology annotation, biological process: translation. Gene Ontology annotation, cellular component: ribosome; nucleolus; cytosolic small ribosomal subunit. Gene Ontology annotation, molecular function: small ribosomal subunit rRNA binding; structural constituent of ribosome.
AUGGGUAGAAUGCACAGCAAGGGCAAGGGCAUCAGCUCCUCUGCUAUCCCCUACUCGCGCACCGCCCCCUCGGGGCUCAAGACCAACCCCGACCAGGUCGUCGACCAGAUCUGCAAGCUGGCCAAGAAGGGUGCCACCCCCUCGCGAAUUGGGGAAAACAAGGACCUUCCGCAUCCUGAAGUCCAACGGUACGACCCCACUAGCAGUGUGAAGCGGUCGGGUGCGAUGAACGUCCAGCAAUGGACGCCUCGCCCCGAUCUUCCUGAGGAUCUUUACAUGCUCAUCAAGAAGGCUGUCGCCGUCCGCAAGCACCUCGAGCGCAACCGCAAGACAAGGACUCCAAGUUCCGCCUCAUUCUCAUCGAGUCGCGUGUCCACCGUCUUGCCCGCUACUACAAGACCGUCGGUGUCCUGCCCCCCACCUGGAGGUACGAGAGCGCCACUGCCAGCACCAUCGUCGCUUAAGCGAUGA